Molecule: messenger RNA, 1689 nt
Organism: Strongylus vulgaris
Lineage: Eukaryota; Metazoa; Nematoda; Chromadorea; Rhabditida; Strongylidae
Source: the annotation of a GenBank genome assembly
UUUUCAGGGUGUUUCUGCCAAUGUUGAUGGGACGUCCACAAAGAAACAUGAGAAAUUCGUACCGCUAGUAGCAUUUGAAUGUGGCUAUCGUAAUAAGUAUAUGAGUGAAGAUGGCGUGUGGGCCUAUCCAAAGCUUAACAUCACAAAUAUUGUCGAAUAUUCUCACGAGGUGGCGAUUGAGAAGUGGUGCCGUGAAGAGGGUACACCUUGCAAGUGGACGCAUACUGUACGACCGUACCAGUGCAUAGACGGAGAAUUCAAAUCGGAAGCGCUACAAGUACCACAUGAUUGCCGCUUCUCACAUGUGAACUCUGGCGAAUCCUGCAAUGACUAUCAACAUUGGCGAGACGAAGCCGCAAAACAGUGCUCAGCUAAGACUUUCAACGGUAAGGGUAUGACUGUCCGUUCAUUCGCUGUUUUGGAACCAUGCAGCCUCGACUUGUUCACUGGUGUUGAAUUUGUUUGCUGCCCUACAGUAGUUGUUGGCGCUCGCACGAUAGAGAAGGCAAAUAAAUUGCCUCUAAAAGAGGAAGAUGACGAUGAUGAUGAAUAUGAUGAUGAGUACGAUGGCAGCGAUGAAGAUGCCUCCGAUGAGAAAUCCUCUGAGGGACAAGAUCCGUAUUUCAAGAGUAAAGAUCCUGUGAAUGAGCACGAGAAUUUCAAGGAUGCUGAAGAGCGUCUGGAUAAGAAGCAUCGUGAAAAGAUUGAGAAGGUCAUGAAGGAGUGGGGAGAGCUUGAGGCACGAUAUCAGCAAAUGAAGCUGAAAGAUACAAAGGGAGCUGAAUCCUUCAAGGUUUCGAUGACAAACCGAUUCCAGAAGACUGUUGCUUCACUUGAAGAUGAACACAAGAGAUUGAAAAAACAGCUUGAAGCUACCCAUGAAGAACGAGUUCAGGCUAUCCUCAAUGAGAAGAAGAGAACGGCAACACAUGACUAUCGUCAAGCUCUCGCCAUGCAUGAUAAAUCUGCGAACAAACAUCACGUCCUGAAAACUCUUAAGACUUACAUCCGAUCUGAGGAAAAAGAUCGUAUUCAUACCAUCAAUCGUUACCGCCAUCUUCUUCGCGUUGAUCAAGCUGAAGCUGCCGCUUUCAAGCCUACUGUACAUCGACCUUCGCAUCAACGGCACUUUGGCUAUGCUUCGCGACUUCCCAGAUCUCGAAAGCCAAUCGCCUACUGGUCUGAUUUCCGACGAGAGAACACACCAGAGCUGUCCGACGCGGCAAUUGAUGCUUUGAACUCGCUCGAUAGCGAUGCGAAGAACAAGAAACUGGUGGAUCUCUACAAGCCUCACCAUCGACGACGACAACUGCUAACAAGGCCACCCAAACCGCUCCUCUCCGAAGAUUCACGCGAUUCUGAAGAGGAUGACGAUGAGUACUACGAGGACGAGGAUGAUGAGGAGGUUAAGAAGAAUCCUAUCAUUAAGAAGCCAAAGAUUAUUGAAAUCCAACGAAAGGAGGACGUAAAGAAGGUAGAGGCACCAAAAUUGGUUGAGAAAUCUGUUCAAACUGAUCCACUUCCUACUCCUGAUGAUUCCGACUCAGAUGAGAGCGAGGAAGACGAGGAUUCUAUCAAGGAGCUUCGCGUGGAUAUCGAGCCUAUCAUUGAAGAAAAACCGGCCUAUUACCGCCAAGAGAAAUUGAUUCAAAAUCAGGUUAGUUAUAUUACCUUUAUAUUCUGGUAGCU